AUGCCUCCUCCUACCUUUGCUCGCAAGACCAAUCCUGCUCAGACCUUUCCCGCUUUCACUUCCCUCGAGACACCUUAUCCGCUCCUUCGUGCACCAAGCUUCCCUCCGCUACAUCUCGACACCCAGGCUUAUACUCCCUGGGACUGGCUCUGGGAAGAUCGAGCAGGAUGCUUGGCCACUGCGGUGGUGCAGGACCCCAUGGAGGCACACGCCCAAAGUUUCGGCUGGCUUGCCAUUCGCAACUUCACCUUUUGCCUGUCCCGAGAGCCUGACCCGCCCAACAAGCCGUUGGGGACCCAGCCCGAAGGUAAUUCACUCGGAACGUCGGACCGCAGAAAGCCUAGAACGACGGGGAUGGGUGAUAGCGUGGUGGUGCUCUACCAUCCUGAGCAGCCACAGCAGCCAAUCGCGUGGUGCAACACACUCGUCGCCUUUACGAGCACACAGCACAUGAGGUGUCACACUGCACUGCCUACUUGCCAGCGCUGCGAUGCCAUUCGAUCCGGACAGCAGGCAGGCAAAGAUGGACAGCCUGCCCCGGCGGCACCUCCAGCGGGUGCACAGGCUGCGGGGCAAAGCGCAGGUCAAGGUAAAGCUCAGGACUCGGACCCAGCUAGCCAUCCAUCACCUGAGAACGGGGCUCGACGCAGGCUUGAUCCGCCUGCAACGCAAGACCAGGACGACAGAGGCCUAGUCUCCCUCACCAAACGCGACACCUCAUCCGCACCGGGCCAGAACUCCACCCCGCAGCCUGCUUCCGACAAAACAGCUCAACCGUUCGGCACUCCACGUUCUGCUACAAGCCAGGACUUUCUCGCCGACGCUACGCUGCAAGAAGCGAUCCACGAGUUCCAAGACUUUUGCGAAAACAAGCUGACGCUGGCGGUGCGUGCCGACUGUCCUCUGCGCGUCGUUCGCGGCUGGUUGGACGAGCCACCCUUCGAUCUGCAUCGCUUUUGCUCGUCGCAGCAAGGCGAUGUAUGGGUUCAUCACGGCCCUCGUCAUCCAAACGCCGGUAUUAGCACUCAGAGCAAGGAUGACCAGGGCAAGGGCUCGACAAAGCAGCCCGAACCAGUCACGGGUGAAGUGCGCAGCAGGAACGUCGAUCCGCACUAUGAGCGCGGCGCCUUCGAUCCCAACGAUCCCAUCGUACCCUGGCCCGAGGACAAAGGUGCAUGA
Molecule: messenger RNA, 1179 nt
Organism: Moesziomyces aphidis
Lineage: Eukaryota; Fungi; Basidiomycota; Ustilaginomycetes; Ustilaginales; Ustilaginaceae
Source: the annotation of a GenBank genome assembly